UUUAUCAUAGAUUACUGUUUUUGAAACGUUACCGAUUCAUUAUAUUCAUGAACAAUUCAAAGUCGCUGCAUCGUCCCAUCUCUAGCGGUUAUGCAAAAUCUGACAUUUGGCUGACAACUUAGUGCUGAAAUUAUGUAUGACACAAUACUUUAAAAUUCGCACAAUGUAACACCAUAACGUUAAGAAACCGAAAAAUCUAUGUUUUUGUGUUUUUUAAGGCUUAUAUACAGGUUGUCGGGAAUAACCGAAGCCGCCAUAUCGGUUCAUCCCUAGCGUGUCGUCGGGGCUGCCAACUCGGCCCACUAAAAAAUCGCAGAGAAAACAUGCUGGGCAAUAAAAAAAGAAGAAAACAACCAGCGCCAGCGCUGGCUAAUAUGCAGCUUGAUAUAACGAGGCAGCACCAGGGGCACAAGAGAAAAAUUUAUAACUGAGUGUAGAGAAAAAAUUGCUCUUUGGGGCCGAGCACGUAACAGAAAAAAAGCUGGUAACAAAACUGUAGCGAUGAGUAGCAACAUAAACAUAAACACCGUGCCCAGGCCCAGUUCGAAUCCCCAUCAGCAUUCGCUUCCCAAUCGUAGUCCGGAAUCUGUCGAGGAAGAGGAGGGGGACGGUGAACGGAUGAGCGACACCAGCAGCUCGGUGAGCAGCCAGCGGAGUCGCACUUCCAGCAGCAGUUCGUCGAAUGAUUCGAGCGACUCGCUGGAUGACGACCAGGAACAGGAUCAGGAACCCGACGAGGACAUGUCCAGUGGCUCAGAGACGGAGGACGAUACAGCCACCUAUCAGUCGGACGAACUAGAACUCGCUCAGUUAAAUGGAAGGGAUGUCUUUCGGUUGCCUCGUGGUCUCUGCGAAAGUUCGUCCAUAUUCCAUGAGUUCUUCUCCAUGGAGACCUGGCAGCAGUUGCCUCAAGCCAUUCAAGCCCGACUGCAGUCCUUGUUGCCAGAUUUCACCGGCCUGGUUUCGGGGCCGGCACAGGCCGGAGCUGAGCAACAGCGAACCCUCGUGCAGCUCUUUAACGGUGGCCUCCAGCGCUUCGGACAAUCCCCGCUGCUCCAAUUGCAACGCCAACUGGAGGAGGGCAGCUUGCGACCGGAUGUCAUGCAGCUACGAAAGAGCAUACAGCACUCCAGUCGGAGGGAAUUUCGCUUCCAGCAGGCAGAGCGCCUUAGUCAGCUGGCCAAGGAACUCUUUCUGUCCAGAGAGCAGGUCCUGCAGCACGCCUACACAUCAGCUCCUCCUACCGACGGCUCUUUUGGUAAAUAUUUGCCGAGGCAACGACCACGGAAGCAGAAGCCACCUUCGUUGAACACUCAGAAUCGAUGCUGCACUCGGCGAGCGAAGAAACGAUACGCUCAGGAGCUGCUUGAAGUUAUGGGUGAGCUGAAGGUAAUGCCCGGAGACAUUAGUGCCGAGGAUGAUGAAGAGGACGAGGAUUGUUCUCAGCUGCUAGAGCGGCUGGCCUAUGGGCCGCCAGAAGUUCUUCCGGAGGAGCCCAAGGCGCAGGAGAGGGAUGGAGCUGGGAGGCCUUCGAAUGCCGCUGACAAGAAAUGCAUUUACAAUACGUUCUUUAAGCGGCGACCGGGCGUGGAGGACGACCAGAUACUGCGCCUGAUGCAAGCGGAACGGAACACCCAACUCAACGACAAGAAUUUCCGAAAGUAUUUGCGGGACUACAAGCGCCGAAAACUGGAGCGGCCGGAAAGUCCCGAAUUCGACACUUCCGAGGUGCGCCUGCGCGACAUAUGUACCCGAGCUCAGUUUGUUGGAAAUUUCAAACCGGGCAGAAAACCAAAGGCACUGAUGGCCCGCCUAAAUCCCGAUCCACCCGCACUGGUUCCAAUUGGGGCUUCAGCCGGGCCUAAGAGCGAAGUGGUGGACGAGGAGCCCAUGCUACUGGAUGAACCACAUCAGCUGUUUGGCCGCCGGGUCGCCGAGGACCAGUCGGAGGAGCACAGGACGCCGAAGGAGUUCAUGCCAAAGAAAGCAACUGCCUCACCAGUAACUACACCUGUCUCUCAGCCCAUACCCAAACUUGAGCCAUUAAACGGACCGAUUGCGCAACCCCGUGCGAGUCCAACAGCUGCUGCUCUGCCUGGUCAGGCUUCUGGUCAUAUCACCGGCAGCCCCACUAGGGAAGCAGUCCAACGUCCGACAUCUUCCAACCGACCAUCUUCGUUCUUCUCGCUGCUUAGGGACCUGUUUGUAUCCACUCCUCAGCACCGGCUCACAUAUGGGGAACUUCAAAUCCUCCUCAACAACUGGAGGGAAGCGCAUUCGGAUGCUUCUUUUCCGAUCGGGGAGUGGCCGCGUUCUGUGAUCGAUUGGUCGAAGCUACUUCAGUCUGGAAUUAACUUUUUAUCCGGAGAUUUUGGAUCUCUGCCAACGGAAUAUGUACCCUACAUUGACAAUAAAACCCAGAUGGGGAUUUAUCAAUGGAUCGGAGCUGGCCGGGACUCGGAUGCACGGCUAAUAGGCUUGUGCCAGAGUUGGCUGAGGACGCAACGGGAUGAGAAUUCGCAGCUAAGUCCGGCGUUGAGUUCAAAUGUAAGUUCCCUAGUGGAUACAACUCCAACACCUCCUCCCAGAUGUCCCACUACGUGGACCGUCCGAACGGCCAGCCAAUCGGAGAUCCAGGAGUUCCAGCGGCAGGAGAGAAUGCGCUUCGAGUAUCCACAUCGUCCAUUCACGUAUCGCCUCAAUGGAUACGAAAGUGUCGUGGGCCCCGUCAAAGGAAUCUAUACCCAAAGUAUGCCUUUAAACAAAGCCCGCGGCCAUGCCGUCAUGGUGGACGAUCGACCUCCGUUUGUGACCAUUCUGACACUGGUGCGCGACGCCACCGCCCGGCUGCCGAAUGGUGAAGGCACUCGCGCCGAGAUAUCCGAAUUACUAAAAUGUUCCCAGUACGUAAAUCCACAAGCAGCUGACAAUGUCCUGCAGACGAUAGUCAGUGGAGCGCUAGACAGAAUGCACGGCGGCCAAGAUCCUUGCGUGAAAUACGAUGCCAGACGGAAGAUCUGGAUAUAUUUGCAUCGCAAUCGAACCGAAGCCGAGUUUGAACGAAUGCAUAGGCAUAAUCAGUCCCUGGUUAAGCAGAAGCAGCAACAGAGGAAGCAACUGAGCCGGCCGAAGCUGGAAGAUGGAACGGAAGCCCCUGGUACUGAACGCCAGCAGCAGGAUCAUCCGCCUGCUUUGGUGUCAGCAGUGGUAUCGCCAGUUCCUGUUUCAGUUCAACUGCCCGUGGGUGCUUCUGCCCAAGUGAAAAAGCCACUGGCUGUCAAAUGUCCGCCUGUGCCGCCUCUAAAGUAUCACCUCCCUCAUGGAACGCCCAGUGCUGUCUCCUCGAAUCCCAAUCAAAAUACAAAUACAAAUCCAUCGCCACUGGCGCAGAAAUCCUUACUCAAACCAGUCGCUGUGUCCAUACCGGCUUCCUCGCCCGUUCCGCGUACGUCGAUCACACCAAAAGCCGGAUCCUUUUCGAUCUCCAAGAUCAGUCCGACCAGGAACACUACGCCUAUUCUAGUAUCGACGCCCACAGGCCUGCAAACCGUACAUGUGUCUACUACGCCAACACCAGGAGCUGGAUCUACGCCCACGGCGGUAACAAAGAAAGUGAUGAUCAAGAAACCCACUCCUGGGAAUAAAAUUGGCAACUUCAUCAUACCACUGGACCAACAGCAGCAGCAACAACAGCCGGUGCAACCAAUACCUGGCAAACCCAAAACAGUGACCAUCACUCCUCGCCCUCAGAUGCCGAAGAACAUUAUUCGUCUGUUGCCUGCCGGCGGAAAUCCAACGACUACGAAUCCCAAGACCGCCACUGUGCAAAUGCUUGGGCCUCGUAUAGUUGGACCCCAAGCGCAGACUCUGCGUCCAGUACAGCAGAAAAUCGGGGCGGUAUCCAUUGUGGCUAAUAAGCCAGUACCUGUGGCUACUAGUGUUGCUACAGAAGCUGCAAAUCCUGCGACGCUUGCCAAAGGAACGCCCACUCCCGCGGCAGGUACCAUUGUCAAGAUGUCGCCGCAGGCAUUCGCCACGCUCCAGCAACAACAACAGCUGAAGCAAACAACCAACAACAGCACUCCUGGCCAGAGUUCCCCCCAGCAAAGGAUUAUUGUGGGUAACACGGCGAUUUCGGCGAAUAAGAAGAUUGUGUUCCAGGCUGUGACGAAAGCUGCUCCCAAAAUACUCACCACUUCCCCGAGUGGCUCGGUUUCCAAGACGCCAACGAGCUUGUCGCCACAACAGCCGCAGCCUCAGCAGAGGAUUGUGCUCCAGAACUUUAAGCAGCCAGUGCUGUCCAAUAAUCAAGCCACAGCCACUGUAGGAGGAGCCACAACACGGGUUAUUCGUGCCACGCCAGCUGUAGGUGGUUCGGGUGGAAGCACAACGCAAGCGGCGGGACAAAUUAUCACUCUUGACGGCCUGCUUCAGAAGCAAUCUUCUGGAAGCAAACUCGUCACCACGGCAGGCAACAAUAUUAUUCAGUUGGCCACCUCUUCAGCUAGCAAUAUGAUCACCCUGAGUCCCAAUCAGCCCACAAAACACUUGCCUACGAUGGCGCGCAUCGUAAGUGCCACAAAUACGACCACUGGCACUGGAGCCAGUCAAACUGGUGCUGUAGCCACAGGGCCCAAGAUAAUUGGGAAAACCACAGUGCUCCCGGGAAAACCUCUGCUUUUGAAUGCAAAGACGAUAAAGCAACUGAGCGGCAGCAGUGUGGCCACCACCCAAGUAACCACCGCCACGACCACAACAGCGGCGUCUAGCGGAGGGACUGUCAUUUCAGGCACGGGAGUCGCCACAACUGGAGUGCGAACAGCCCAGAACAUUGUGAUUGGCGGUCAGACGGUGAAGCUGCAGGGCGCGAUUCCGACUCGGGCAGCUUCCGGCGCACCCAUGCAGACCGUUAUUAUGGGCAACCAGCUCCUCAGACUAGCUGCAACCAGCAGUAGUGCGGCGACAACCACUUCCUCAGGAUCCAUAGCGUCAGCACCAAAGACAUUAGUCAUCGGAGCGGGAGGCACGCAAACCCUUCGCAUCGCCAAGAAUGUGAUGCUUGCCAAUAAGCAAUCUACCAGCACGACAGGCGCUUCUGGAGCGACCACAACGACUGGAAACAAUGUCAUGUUUGCGGUUCAGGGAAACGGUGGCCAGCUGUUCUUCUCGCAAGGAAUACAGGGAAUGAAUCUUAAGCCACUGUCCAGUUUAAAAGUGAUACCAAUGGCAUCUGCAUCGGGGGCGGGAGGAGCAACUGGUGGCAAGAUCUCCUUGACGACAGUGGCCGGGGAGAGUGGUACAAAGACUUUGACUACCAAACUGAUACCGGCCACAGUUCUGAAAACAGCCACUGGAAGUGGCAACUAGGAGGCUUUCCACCUCACCAGGUGGAUUGAAGAAGUUUGUUAACCCGUUGUUUAUCCUUCUUCUAUUUUAAUUAAACACAUCGUGUAAUUUAUAUAUAUAGGCAGAAAGUUCGAUUGCUAAUAUUUCUAUGUAUUAAGUGAAAUGAUAGACACCCAGCAACCAGUUUUGUGGAAACAGUUUAUAAAGUAUAUUUAGAAAGACACCCAAUAAAACUCCAAUGAAAUCA
Drosophila ananassae is the source of this 5593-nucleotide messenger RNA. RefSeq names its product nuclear factor related to kappa-B-binding protein. Lineage: Eukaryota; Metazoa; Arthropoda; Insecta; Diptera; Drosophilidae. Gene Ontology annotation, cellular component: Ino80 complex. The record is from RefSeq and is a predicted model, not a curated record. The transcript has 4 exons. Bases 502 to 5367 code for a protein of 1621 amino acids. Gene Ontology annotation, molecular function: protease binding.